GAUCAUAUCUCUUGUUAUGAAUUAGGAUACUGUAUUGUUUUCCAUACUAAUAAUAAAUUGGAUGGUGUAUAUUCAUCGAAUUUCGAUAUACAGAUCUAACUACUUCAUGAAGUUUAUACAAAGUCAAGUGAGAGAAAUUAACGCAUUCUUGUCGCGUCAUUUGCGAGUUUACAGUUUAUUCUCAUGUGUUAUAUGGUUAUUACUUAUCGGUGCAUUCUUGCGCACAACUUGGAAUCUAUCCUAUAUAAUUUGGAAUAAAUCAAGUUAUGAUAAUAAUGCGAAUUUAAACAAUUAUGAUAAGCGUUGGAAACCAACUAUUCAUACUGUUUCACGACUAACUGAUGCAAUGCUUAAUUUAUGGCCUGUGUAUAUUGCGAAAGGUAUUUUGCCACCAAGUGAUAUAACUUUGAUUAGUUUCAGUAGUCAGUCACUGUUUCCGUUUGAUAGUCAGUUAAAUUCUGUAACAGAGUUCGAUAAACGAGAACAACACCGAGUAUUAUUAACUAAUAUAUUUCAUGGCUUGAUCACUCGAUUAAUAUGGAUUUAUCCAUCCUGGAAACAAUCAUCUUUCAAUCAAUUUUAUAAGAAAUCACAAUUUCAUGUUGGUUUAGCUCAGAUCAACUUACUGGAAGAUGAUGAUUAUAAUAAUAAUACUAAUAGUAAUAAUGACUUGAAAUCUAAUUUUCCAUCAAGGAUUACAACUUUUUGUUUAUGUAAUCCGGCUGGAAACUUUUGCAGCUUACCGUUGUUAUCCUCAUCAAAAAUUCAUAUAUCAAGACAAUCUUGUUCAGUGGCUAGCAGUUUUAUAUAUGAAGAAAUUAUUGAUGUAAUGGCCGAAUCAAUUUUAUCUCAAGAUGAAAAUGAACGUUUGACGAAGGAUUUAAUUUAUUUGUUUUCACGUGAAUCGUAUUUUCAAUCAGACAAGUCAACACUAUCUAAAACAUCAUCAUCAUCACCAUCUCAUACUUCGUUAUUUCGUAAUAAACGUACUGUGUGGAUUAAUAGUCUAUUCAUAUUACACAUAGAUAUGAAUUAUUUUAUUGAAUCUAUUACAAAAGUAAAUAACACGUCGUCUGAUUUGUCUGAAUGGUUUACUGAUUAUAUUCGUAUGAAUUCAUUAAAUGACAGUAAUGUUGAUUUCAGCACAUAUGAACCUCGAGUGGAAAGUGCUUACUUAAAUUCACAUAAGAACGAUAAACAUAUUGCUGAUAAUAAAGAUAAUAACAGUAAUGACAAUCACAUUCCAGUUAUACCAGCUUCAAUAAUUCAUCAGUACACUAUAUUAUUAAAGGAUGUGUAUAAUAAAUUAUCAUAUUUAUCAUUAACUGAACAAAAUCAUUUAAUUAAUGAUAUCAAUCAAUUCAUUAAUUCAAUGCUUCAUUUUAUAACUACACAUGAUCCGAAUCUGUUAUCAUACUGGUCAAAUCAAUCAUUGAUAUCUAGUACAUCUUGUUGUUAUUUAAAGCCUUCUAUUGAAUUAAUUUCAUUGAAUUCAAAUGAGAAUAUAUAUGUUUUUAACCAAUGGAAAAAUAGAUAUCGGAUAGCAUUUUAUUAUCUUGAUAAUUAUUGUGCAUAUUCGGAUGCAAUGAUUAAUGUUUUAUUAAAUAAACCGACAAUUAUGGUUGGUGCAAAAAAAGAAUUAUCAAGUUUAUGGAGUUGGUUGUGUACAUUGAAUACAGUUACAUUAAAAUUCAUCAGCCAAUUUGUAGUCUGUACCUAUCAAAGUGAAAAUCAUAUGCAAUCAAUUGGUUUGUGUAAUCGCGAAAAAUCCUCAUUAAUUUCAUUUGAUGAAAUACCUGUAAUUCAAAGAAGUUCUCUUACGUUAUAUACAUUAGAAAGCGUCAUCACAUGUUUACCUCGUCCAUUAUAUGUGAAUUUAGUAAUGCAUCCAUCAUGGGAACAACUUAUUCAUAAAAUGCAUCUGUCUACUGAAUUGUGCAAGAUACUCAAUGAAUCUGUUCUAAAUAAACAGGAUAACCUUUCACGGAAGGGGGACAAGGGGUGAAGGAUAGAAAAUAAACAAAAAAGUCAAUUUAUCACAAUCAUUUCUGUCUAGUCAAUUUGAUUUUUUUUUACUGAUUAUUAGUUUCAUUUAUAACAAAUACAGAUAUAAUUCAUUAUUAUCAAUAGAUUAUUGAAUUAGUUUCGUCAAUCCUUUAAAAAGAGAAUAAUUAUAAUUUAUACUUUAUUUAAAUAUCAUCUUAAAAUAUUUAUUGUAUACAUAGGUAUAUAUCUUUUAAUCUCUCAUUGUUACUCUUCAUAUUGUACUCACAAUCAUUAUGUAUGUACAAAGAAAAUGCAUAUAUACAUAUAUCGGUGUUGGAGAUUCUCUUUAAUGCUUUUUUAUUUUAAAUGUACACUUACCUUUUUGGCUCAUUGUUAAUUUUGCAGGUUUUUUUAUAUUUUUGGAUGUAUUUUGUGUAUAUGUUACGUAAUUAAGUUAUUUAUCUGUGCAAUUUACUUUCUUAGUUAUUGUGUUGUAGAUUAUUACUUAAUUUAUGUAUCUUUCAACUAAUGAGCUAUAUGUAUGUAAUCUAUCCCAAAUUUAAAAAUCUUGGACAGUUUUAACAUCAAAAAUUUCUGCCAACUAAUGACAUAUUGAAAUAUACAAAUUUAAAAA
Schistosoma guineensis is the source of this 2620-nucleotide messenger RNA. The record is from the annotation of a GenBank genome assembly. NCBI's taxonomy places the organism in Eukaryota, Metazoa, Platyhelminthes, Trematoda, Strigeidida, Schistosomatidae.